Messenger RNA from Paramecium primaurelia, 1257 nucleotides. NCBI's taxonomy places the organism in Eukaryota, Ciliophora, Oligohymenophorea, Peniculida, Parameciidae. The record is from the annotation of a GenBank genome assembly.
AUGUUAAUAAAUAAAGAAUUAUAUUUAAUAUAAUGGAUAAUCAUAGCGCUCACACUUUCUUUAUUACUUCUCUUUGAUACCGUACUUAUUUAGAUUUCUAUUAUUGGAUCAUUAAUUUAUUUUACUUGGAAAUUAAGCCCUAAACGUUACCCAAAAUUAGGAAUUGAAAUUUCAAAAAUUAAUGCAACUUGUGUUGUAUUUGGAUUUCUUAUCUACUUUGCUUGGAUUAUCAGAGAGAAUCAUGUAGGAUUCAGCAUUUUUUUAAUGAAUUAAGUCUUAUUUCAUAUGGGUGAGAUGUUGCAUGUGGCAUUCUAUAAAUUCAAUUUAUUAAAAUGGGGAAGUAUAUAUUUUAAUAAUUAGGUUAUUUAAUCAAUCAUAGUUUUGGAUAUAAUUUAGCAAUAUCAUUCUCAAUAUCUGAAUAUUUUGCAGAAUCCUAUUUUUUCAAUAAGAAUUAUUAAACAUUGAUUUUAAUUGGUGUAUUAUGUACAUUGGUUGGACAUAUAUUUAGAAUAGGUGCUUUUAUAUCAGCAAAACAAAGUUUUCAUCAUUAAGUUUAAAGUAAAAAAGCAUCUGACCAUAUCUUGAUUACAACAGGAAUUUAUAAGUAUUAACAUAUUGUUAUUUCAUAGAUUCAGUAGACACCCUAGUUAUUUUGGCUUUUUCAUAUAUUCUCUGGGAUAAUAAAUAAUAUUGUAGAAUCCUAUUUCCUUUAUUGCUUAUAUUCCUGUCUUAUAUAAAUUUUUUAUUUAGAGAAUUUAUUUAGAGGAANAAUAAGAAGAUAAAGAUCCUUUAAAACAAUAUGAUAUUGUCAUCCCAAUCCAACCAAGAAAAUUAAGAUCCUUUAAUUAAUUAAGGAAUAAGAAGGUUAGCCAAUCAAUAUAAUCAAAAAAAAAGGAUUAAGAAGUCUCCAUAUGUAGUAUUGAUAGAUUUGCUUAAUUUCCUUAAAGCUUUCAAUAAAAACAUUCUUUUAAAUCUCUAAUGGAACAAUACUUCUAAUAAAUAAAUUAAAAAUAAAAUAAACCAAGAUAAAUUUCAUAAAAAACUAAUAGAUUAAGAAAUUAUUCCAAUUACAUAGAACCUUUGAAUAGUAAAAAUGCCAAAAAGUCUCGAAAUGAAAUUCUUAUUCAAGAUUUUAGUACAUAUUCUAAUAGAUAAAUCAAAUUAUCAGAAAUGUGUAGAGAUAUAAUGGUCUACAAACCUCUUAAAAAUUAAUCUUCUUAUUUUCCUUAAUUAAAAUUUCACUUUCAUAUUAAAUGA